AAUUAAAUCCCGGAAAGAAAAAUAGAUAAAAAAUUUCAAAUCGGCAAAUGCACAUGAAAUUGCAUAAAAACAUUUAAAUAUUUAAAUUGAAACAAAAAUGACCACCAAAGAAAUUGACCGAGUGGACGUGGUGGAUCUGUUUCGAAGCAAGAAUUACUUGAAGAUUUCGGCUCCCAUGGUACGCUACAGCAAACUGCCGUUCCGCAAGUUGGUCCGGAAGUACGAUUGUGACCUAUGUUUCACGCCCAUGAUCAUGGCAGACUCUUUUGUGGCAUCUGAAGUUGCUCGAUGGAACGAAUUUGUGACGGACAACAGUGACCGGCCUUUGAUUGCCCAGUUUGCAGCCAAAACGGUGGACGAUUUUGUCACUGCGGCAGAAUUGGUGCACCCAUUCUGCGACGGCAUUGACCUAAACUGCGGCUGUCCGCAGAGGUGGGCCAUGCAGGACGGCUACGGUGCCAGAAUGCUACGGUCUCCUGAACUAAUCUGCGACCUAGUUAAGCAGGUUCGAAUGCGCCUCCCGCAGCCAUUCUCAGUCUCCGUCAAAAUUCGACUAGAGAAAAACCGCCAGCUGAGUGUCGAGCUAUGUAGACAACUGCAGAAGUGCGGCGUCACAUUUGUCUCUGUCCAUGGACGCACAGCUGCAGAACGGAAGCAGGCUGCUGACCACGAGUCCAUUGGACUGAUAGCCUCUGCCUGUCCGGGACUUCCAAUUGUGGCCAACGGUGACGUCACCAGUCUGGAAAUUGCGGACAGUGUUAUUGAGAAGACCAAGUGUGCAGGAGUGAUGAGUGCCAGGGGUCUUCUGCAGAAUCCGGCCCUUUAUGCUGGAUUUGACAGGACACCUCUGGAGUGUGUAAGAGACUGGUUUGACCUUGCAGUGCCCACCGGACUUUCGUAUGGGUGCUUGCACAGGCACUUGGAGAUGAUGUUGGAGGAGCAGUUGUCUGCUGCGGAUAAAAGGCUCUUGCACUGCAUGAACUGUCUUCCGGCGCUGCUGGAAUUCAUGCAGGAAAAGUUUCCUGAUCAUUUUUUGGCUUAGUUCGUGUGCAUUUUCCUUUUUGGGAACUGGAGAGGAGGAGGAAGAAGAGGAGGAGGAGGAUGACACUUGGGAUGACACUGUUUUGAUCAAAGCGUACGACAAAGCUGUGGGUAUGGCCAUGGAAGAGGUGCAACGGAGGAUGGAGCAGGGACAGAUGGAAAAC
Messenger RNA from Neocloeon triangulifer, 1205 nucleotides. It is a transcript of the gene Dus4, whose product is annotated as tRNA-dihydrouridine(20a/20b) synthase [NAD(P)+]-like. The record is from RefSeq and is a predicted model, not a curated record. NCBI's taxonomy places the organism in Eukaryota, Metazoa, Arthropoda, Insecta, Ephemeroptera, Baetidae. The coding region runs from base 98 to 1042 and encodes 314 amino acids. Gene Ontology annotation, cellular component: cytoplasm; nucleus. The transcript is spliced from 2 exons. Gene Ontology annotation, biological process: tRNA processing; mRNA processing. Gene Ontology annotation, molecular function: RNA binding; tRNA dihydrouridine synthase activity; flavin adenine dinucleotide binding.